Molecule: messenger RNA, 578 nt
Organism: Balaenoptera acutorostrata (minke whale)
Lineage: Eukaryota; Metazoa; Chordata; Mammalia; Artiodactyla; Balaenopteridae
Gene: SAPCD1
Product: suppressor APC domain containing 1
Exons: 5
Coding region: 10-546 (178 amino acids)
Source: RefSeq, a predicted model, not a curated record
CUCAGAGCCAUGGGGAGCCGGGGUCCUGGUGGGCUGCCCCUGGUGCAGGCCCCCUACACGGUUCUGCUGCUGCCACUGGAGACAAGCCGCCAAGACCCAGGGGCCCAGCGCUUCUUCCUCUGGCUGCAGAGGAUGCAGGCUCUGGAGCGGGAACAGGAUGCCCUGUGGCAGGGGCUGGAGCUGCUGGAGCAUAGCCAGGCCUGGUAUGAGGGCCGUCUGAGGGAGGCCCAGCAACAGCAGCUAUAUCUGGGGGCCCUUGGUGAGAAUUUUCCAACAGAUUUACACUCAGAGCCUGGUGGCCCCCAGUUAGCCCAUAUUCAAAAGGUGAACAUCUGUUUGCAGAACCUGAUUCAGGGGAAGUUCUCCCCGCAUCCCCUGAACAAAGCUAGUUCCUGCGCCACCCAGGACUGGAAGGGAAGGCCAAGGAAGCAGAACGUGUGGCAGCAACAUGUGGUGUCAAGGCAGCAGAAAGGAGUCACUCAGCCAAAGGGGGAGAUGGCUCAGCCAGGGUGCCCCAGUGGACGGAGGGGCCCUACCCGUGUCUAAGGUCUCCUCUGGUUCCCCUCAGUUGUGCUGGC